ACCAAAACGCACCCUCUCUGUUUCUCUAUCAGUUUCAAGUCUCUUUUCCGUCAUCAUCCUCGACGUCCCAAAACUUCUAAAUUAUACACCAACAUGUCCUGCCAAUCACUAGAUCCCUCAAGCGGCAUAUGCUUCGGCACCAGCAACAACAUCACCUUACUCCUCCAAACCUUCAAAAACUGCUGCAGCCUCGCUCCCAUCGUCCAGUACUACGACACUUAUGGAUGCAGUGCUUAUUGUCCCAUCAUGCCCGACCGCCGAACGGGCGAAUCGCUCCGGGAUUGCAUUGCCGAUGCUCUGGGGACUGGCUCGUGCUAUGCACCACUUGAUAAACCUGCUGCUCCGAGCGUUAUUGCAAGAGCCAGCGCGGCUGCGAAAGAGCCUGUUUGCUCUGUUUGCGCUGCUGCAGCUGCGACAUCUACAACUGGGGCUGCGAUCAGGAUGUAUAGUGCCGAUACGGGUUCAUGGAAGACGGGACUGACCAUUGGAGUCGUAAUAUUUACGGGAAUGUUCGCCGGAGGGUGUUUGAUUUAAAAUUCGGGCUGCUACAUCUCGACCACGAAGGUGACCUUUGAACACUCGAGUACGUGUUGCGCUGAAUUAGACGAGGGAAAGCAUAAUGUCGAUAACCAUAUGAAGGAAGGCCAUAGAAAACAUUAGAU
This is a messenger RNA of Trichoderma harzianum CBS 226.95, 662 nucleotides long. RefSeq lists its product as hypothetical. The transcript has a single exon. The coding region runs from base 94 to 534 and encodes 146 amino acids. The record is from RefSeq and is a predicted model, not a curated record. Lineage: Eukaryota; Fungi; Ascomycota; Sordariomycetes; Hypocreales; Hypocreaceae.